Messenger RNA from Haemorhous mexicanus (house finch), 4116 nucleotides. It is a transcript of the gene GPR142, whose product is annotated as G protein-coupled receptor 142. Gene Ontology annotation, cellular component: membrane. The coding region runs from base 2723 to 3709 and encodes 328 amino acids. Gene Ontology annotation, biological process: G protein-coupled receptor signaling pathway. Lineage: Eukaryota; Metazoa; Chordata; Aves; Passeriformes; Fringillidae. The transcript is spliced from 4 exons. Gene Ontology annotation, molecular function: G protein-coupled receptor activity. The record is from RefSeq and is a predicted model, not a curated record.
CCUGGGGACAUCAGCUGCACUGGUGUCACUUCAGAUCCGUGCUGGGAUCCCAACAGGAACUGGAGAGGGAUCUGGGAAUGUGGAACAGGGGUCUCCAUGCUCCUGUGGGCACUGGGAUCCUUCCUUCCUCUCCUCUUCUCCCUCCUGACACCAGUCCCACCCGCUCCUCGGAGCAUCCUUCCCCCAGGAGGAAUUUGGCCCCGUCUGUCUCAAAUCCAUCUUCCUUCUCAAAUCCCGUCUUGCCGACGGAUUACCCUUCCCAGCGCCGGCUUAAGGCCGGGGGAUGAGGAAGGAGAGCGGGGAUGAGGAAGGGGAGCAGGCGCCCUGUACCCCGCGGUGCUGGACUUGUCUGCCCGCGGCACCGAGCCCUUCCCCGGGCACCCACCAGCGAGCACAACCCGGCUCCGAGAGCGCAGGACAUCCAGGAGCCACUUCCAUCCCCUCCGGGCACCCCGACGGCAGCCGGAGAGCCGCGCUCAGCUCUCCAUCAGCUGCCGAGCCGCACCCCGGCACCCGGCGAGGGCAGCGGUACCCGCGGCUCGGGGACCCUCCGCGCCUUCCCCCCGCCACGGCCACCCUUACCGGCUUGCACGGUGAAGAGGAGGAGGAGGAAGGCGGCGGCAGAGCCCCAGCGGCGGGUGGCCGCGGGCCGGGUGCCCGUCAGCCUGGCCAUGGCGUCGCAGGCGCAUCUGCCGGGUGCGGCGCACGCUGCGCGCCCGGGGCUUAUGUAGGCCACGCGCCCUCCCGGCCCGCGCACCCGCGCCGCCGCAUCGAUUGGUGGAAACUGGGACCGGCCGUUACCACGGGAACGGCUUCCAGCCCCCCCCGCAUCCCACCGGGACCCCCGGCCCCGGCCCCGCACCCCGGGGUGCUCCGGAGCGGGGACGUCGCCGUGCGACACCCGCUGCAGCCGGCACCGCCGCGCCGGAGCCCCACGCGUGGCCGCGGCCCUUUGUGCCGGGGUCUUUGCAUUCAGGGCACAGCUCGGUGGCCUCCCGCUCCCCCCGGCUCAUGGGUAUUCAUGCCGGCAGCAGCCCAUCACCAUGGCAUCCGCGCUGCCGGCAGGAACUGCCUGCCCUUUUCCCAGCCUUUGCAGCCAAGAGGCCGCCCGUGCGCCCUGUGCGGCCGCCCUGGCCCCCCGCCCGCCCCGACACCUCUUGGGGGGCUUCACCACCGGGCUGGGCCCCCCAAAGCCCCAGCGCCACGGGAGCAGGCUGGGGCGGGGCUGGGAGAGCAGGGUAGGGGCAGCGGGUGUCGGCCAAGUGGUGCCGACGCCACUUGGGCUGUGGCCCCGGUGGCACCGUGGGGUGGGGACCCAGGAGCAGGACUCCCGGCGGGGGGACACAUCCCACAGAGGAGGAGCACAGCUCCCAAGGGCACAGCAGCCCCUUACUCACUGCCGAGGAGCCCCAUCCCCUGCACAGCCGUUUGAACACGGGCUUAGACACGGUUCCCAGAUGUUGGGCGUGGGCAGAUGUUGCAGCAGCUGCCGAGGGGGUGGGAUCACCAUCUGUCCCUGACCCUUGGGCGCGGAGACUCAGGACAAGACACCGACCGGCCCCACGCCGCGCUGCUGGGGCUCCGUGGCCCCUUGCAGGGACGGGCAGGGGGGCGAUGCUCAAGCCCUGUGCCCGGGCUGGGCAGGGCACCCCCAAAACCUCGGUGCCAGCACGGCGCCCGGCCCGGGGGGCAGUCCUUGCACCGUGGGGCCGCUGGGGACAGGGCCCCCGCCACGGCACAGCCGAUUCACGGCUCAGCGCGUCCUCCGACGCCUCAUUUCACCACUGCCUGAUAAACAACAGCCUGUGGGAGCGUGUGCCCGGCGCACCGCCGGCACCGUGCCAGCCCGGGCGGCAGCCACGGCCCGGGGACCCCCGUGAUGCUCACGGCCGUGAGGUGACCGUGGGGGGACAGGGGGGGCCGUGGGGCUGGUUCUGGAGGUCGCCAGGGGGCAGGGUGACACCUCCCAGUCUGCGGUGAGGUGAGGGAGCAGCUGUGCUGGCCCAGAGAUUGCGGCUGAGGGCUGGCUCACCAUAGCGACCUGUGCCAGGCAGCAGUGCCAGGGCAUCGCCCCGCGGGCUGGGGGGCACCGGAGAGACGGAGCUGGACCCAGGGACCGGUAGGGCACAGCAGGCCCCUCCCUGUGCUGCUGGGGAAACUGAGGCACGGGCACGGUGUCCUGGCAGUGUGCACUGGGGAGCAGCCAGGGCAGAGCCCAGCCGGGACACGCAGGCAGCGCACGCAGAUUCACGCUCGUGUGCACACACGCCACACGCUGUGCACACCCGCUCCUCCUGGUCCCCAGAGGUGGCCGCCAGCCCAGCUGCCCCCGGACCACCAUCCCUACUGCUUUGGGGCAGGGAUGAGCUCUGUCACGGUCACCCGGAGCUGCCCAGGUGACCCCUUCACGGGAUCCAAGGGCCGGUGACGUCCCCGUGCCCAGCCCGCUGCUCUGCCCACGGCGCUCUCCCUCCGCCCCGUGUCCCGCGCCCCGGGAGGCUGUGCCAUGCUGCGGGAGCCCGCGGGGACAGGGACACUGGCAGGGACACGGAGCCCGCAGAGGACACGGACAGCCGCGACACACGGACACUGACCGGGACACACGGACAGCGGUCUGUCUGAGGUGGCACAUUUGGGAGCUGCCCGCUGCCCAUGGAUGCUAUAGGACAAGGAAGCUGGGAUCCAGCCACAGCAGGGACACCCAGCCGGUUUGUGGUGGAAGAUGACGGUGCCAGUGCCCAACAGCACGGCGGUGUCGUGGGCACUGCCAGAGCCAGAGCUGGAGCGGUCACCCUGCCUGGUCGGCAUCGUGCCCAUCGUGUACUACAGCGUCCUGCUGGGGCUGGGGCUGCCAGUGAACAUCCUGACUGCCGUGGCCCUGUCCCGCCUGGCCACCAGGACCAAGAAGUCGUCCUACUGGUACCUGCUGGCCCUGACCACCUCCGACAUCCUCACCCAGGUCUUCAUCAUCUUCGUGGGCUUCAUCCUGCAGACGGCCAUCCUGGCUCGGGCAGUGCCCAGCGCCUUCAUCCACACUGUCAACGUGCUGGAGUUCACGGCCAACCACGCGUCCACCUGGGUGACCGUGCUGCUGACCGUGGACCGCUACGUGGCCCUGUGCCACCCGCUGCGCUACCGCGCCGUGUCCUACCCGCGCCGCACCCGCAGGAUCAUCGCGGCCGUCUUCGCCGUGGCGCUGGCCACCGGCGUCCCCUUCUACUGGUGGCUGGACAUGUGGCGCGACGCCGACCCCCCCACGGCACUGGACACGGCGCUCAAGUGGCUGCACUGCGUCACCAUCUACUUCCUGCCCUGCAGCGUCUUCCUGGCCGCCAACUCCCUCGUCAUCCGCAAGCUGCAGCGGCGGAGGCGCGCGGGGGGCAGCAAGACCAUGGCACUGCUGCUGGCCGUCACCGCCGUCUUCGUCGUGCUCUGGGCUCCCCGCACCGUGGUCACCAUGUGCCACCUCUACGUGGCCUCGGUCAGGAGGGACUGGCGCGUGCACCUGGCCUUGGACAUCGCCAACAUGGUGGCCAUGCUCAACACCUCCCUCAACUUCUUCCUCUACUGCUUCGUCAGCCAGACCUUCCGCCGCACGGUGGGCGAGGUGCUGCGGGGUCAGCCCCGGGCAGCCCCCCGCCGUGGCAGCGGUCACUUCCCACCCCCGGCCCUGGAACCGCUGAAGGUGCUGGGCAGCACCGCGCUCUGAGCCAGGGCAGUGCCCGGCUGGCAGCCCCGGUGCCCACCCAGCCCCACGCAUUGCCCCGGGACCAGGGAGACCCCCACUCUCCACGGAGCCAGGGUGGCUGCUGCUGGGGGUGGCAGGAGGAGGGGGUUGUGCCCAGACACUCAUCUGGGGAUGUCGUGGUGCCUGCCUGGCAGCAGCACCCCAGGGCUGGCAGCUCAGCCCUGCCCAUGCUCAGCUCAUCACGCAACACUGGAACUCACCCAGGGAACUCAUCCAGGACAUGCCCCAGCUCAGCAGCACCGAGGGUCCCGGGGAGCCCAGGGCUGCCCGUGGUGAGGGGUGGAGGGCACGAGUGAGCUCCUGCGAGCCCUGACAAGGACAUGGUGCCUGCUGGGUGCCACUCCAUAAACUGCCGUGCUGAGACCAAA